This is a messenger RNA of Anopheles aquasalis, 610 nucleotides long. RefSeq lists its product as uncharacterized. Lineage: Eukaryota; Metazoa; Arthropoda; Insecta; Diptera; Culicidae. The record is from RefSeq and is a predicted model, not a curated record.
GGAUUGUUUGUGAUUCGAGAACACAACAAAUCAACCGGGCCAGUAUUAAAAUCGACUGAACGAACGGAGUAAAUUGCCAAAAAAGAUGCAGAGAGCUGCCUAUUUAAGCGCUGGAUUUCUGGUCGCUUGUGCACUGAUUGCCGGCGUUAGUGCGAACGUCGAUAAGGUUGUGUUCCAGUUUCCCGAGUACGAUUACAAGGAAACCAGCAAAAAUGAAAUCACCUUCCGGGAGUUUGAAUCCGCAUGCGACCAGAGCAACCGAUGUGCGACGUACGAGGGCAUCGAGAGGACACGCUGCGUCCGCGAGUGCAUAUCGCCAUCCUGCUAUCAGGAGAUUUACAAAUUCGAUGAGCUCGAGGAGGGUGAGAUCGAUGUGCGACUGAAUUCGUUCCGGGCCUGCUUCAUGCAACGACUGAGUCGGAACCGUGGUUAAGGCGUGCCUCACUGCCCUGCAAACUUAUGAAACAGGAGCCUAUAUCCUGUGCAACGUAGUCAGUAUUCCAAAUUGAUCUUUGGUCUCAAUCACCUACCGGAUUCGGACGGUAAAUCCGUUCCUAGUAUUCCGUAUCGUUCGGAUCCGCAUCCCUGAACUGUUCAAUCAACCAUUUUU